AUGACUCGUCGAAUCUCGAUGACUCACGGUCCCUCAGAAGCCCCCCUGGACGGCGGUCCCCGACUUCUCCCCCAAGUCUUCCAAAACCUAGGCCAAGCCCAAGUCGGCUUGCGGGAAAACCGGAACUCGAUCACAACUUUGCGACAAUUCCACCAAAGCCCCCAUUCCCGCUUCUCACAGCCGGAUCUGUUAGCCACUACCGUAAUGGGACAGUACGGAACCGUUACUAAUAACGGGCAGGGCACACCACCCUCGGGGUACGGUAGCCCGAGACGUGUUCUUCCCGUGAGACUCCAGGAGCAGCACAGCAGCGAGAGCACGCCCAGUCGAGAUCUCCCAAUCGGCCCGGUCUACCUAGCCCUAAAGCAAGCCACCGGCAAAUAUGGCUCCCAAGGUGGGGUCAACGGAUCUCGUCGAGGAUCAUCGGCACAUCCACUCGACUCACACUCCCCGUCACCAUCUACACUAUCGCGUGUGUCACUGCAGGACUCCGGCUACGUCGAGAUGCCAAAAGCCAGUCCGCUUCUCGGCUCGUCACCACAGCUCGACCAUGCCGGUCGCAACCCGGCCCGUCGACGGGCCCCCAAGCUAUCGCAGCAGAUGAAGGGUCGAGCGCCCGUUGCCGACUGUGCCGACGUGCCGCCACGCGCCCAGCCUGGAGUGUGGAGGAGCCGUGCUCAGUGCGCGCGACGCAUCGUCAACUGGAAGGUUGCGGAAUGGAUCGUCCGAUUUGUCGGAUUGGGAGCGGAAGCUGCUCUGCAGGUCAACACGAAUCGACGUGGAUCGGCUCCCAGCCGGUGGUAUUACAAGCUAGUAGCGAGCAUCCAACAAGGCGGUCACAUCGUCAUCCACGAGUACACCCCAUCAACUGGACAACCUCUGUACUUGGGCGAGAAGUUGAUCGUCGUCAACAAUGGAGACCCGGAUUGGCUCCAUGGGUUUAGAAUAUCCGAUCGCACCGAGCAGCUGAUCUCCUUCCCAGCCACUUGUGUCGGAAAGGUGAAGCCCGGGGAGCAACCGAUGCGAAUCUCCCAGAAUGUCCUCAUCUCCGACAUCAAACUACGGCUGUAUAGGGAUCAGGUGGUCUUCGCCCAGCCCGACUCAAUCCGCGAGGGCAAGGUCUUGAUCCGCACCGAGCGCGACGUGUUCACUGCGUGCCGCCUUGAGUACCUUUCCAUCCUC
Molecule: messenger RNA, 1182 nt
Organism: Mesorhabditis spiculigera
Lineage: Eukaryota; Metazoa; Nematoda; Chromadorea; Rhabditida; Rhabditidae
Source: the annotation of a GenBank genome assembly